AUGCCCGUGCACGCAUUCUGGAUUUCGCCGGAGAUCUAUGACGUCCAUAUCACCCAAGCCGCUUUGAGUGGCGCGAGGGCCGCGGGCGAUAUCACGGUUAUAGAGCUGGCAUGGAAUGCAAGCUCUAGCACCCAGGCUGUCGAGGAAAGUUCUGUGGUCUUAUGCUCUUUGUAUCCAGGCAUGAGCGAUCAAGUCGUUCUCAACAUCUGGCUAGCUGCGCGACAAGAGUAUCGGAUUAAGGCCAGUGGCAGGACCUCGGUUUCUUUGCUGGGCUACUACUGUGCCCCCGAUGCCCCGGGUUCAUCGCCUGGAUCUGGUUUACAUAUUGCCCAAGCAUUGACGACAGCAUCUGGGGCAGCGCCAGGACCGGUCCAGCAGCAUAAUAAGAACAAGCGUCCACGACUUGACGACGAUGGUUCGGAAACCAGCCGCUCUGCCGGUGCUUCGACGAGCACGGCAAUUGCGCCAGCUAAUUCCGCUGCGGGGGGCAGGACCAGUGGACUAGCCAAACCUGCUGCAAGUCUCUUGGGUUCCACAACCCGCGCUGUAUCAGACAGGGCAAGCGGACCAGCAGGAUCGGCGAGACCUAAUGCAACACUCCCCAAUCGCGACAACGUCGGACCUUCAAGUGCGCGCGAACGUGGCGAUGCACCCAAGCGCAGCGAUGUCGGCCCUUCGACGAGCGUGGGAGAACAGUCCUCCAACAGUUCGCGCGAGCGUAGCCACCCGUCUCAGAUGACCAAGGGACAGAAGUUGAACCCGGCCUCGUCUGCGACACGGAUGGAGCCACUCAACGUGACCCCCGGUGCCGGCGAUGGAUUGGCAUUCGGCGAUGUUGUUACUCUUUCAUUCACUGUCACUGUCCAGGACACAAACGCGGUCGUUAUAGACUGUCGGACGAACCCAAUGACGGUUACAAUGGGUCGAGAGCACGUAUUGCCGUACAUACAACACCAGAUGGUCGGCAUGAAGGAAGGGCAGCACGCGGUUUUCGUGACGCCGCCGCGUCUAGCAUUUGGAAAUGCGCCUCGCAAGAUGGGUGGUAACGUUGUGCCGCCUAAUUCGACUCUCAUCUGGGACAUAGAAAUCUGUGCCAUCCACCGGACGCCAUCUGAGGAUGGGCUCGGCGGAGGUAUGUAG
Fomitopsis serialis is the source of this 1140-nucleotide messenger RNA. RefSeq lists its product as uncharacterized. NCBI's taxonomy places the organism in Eukaryota, Fungi, Basidiomycota, Agaricomycetes, Polyporales, Fomitopsidaceae. The transcript has 8 exons. Gene Ontology annotation, molecular function: peptidyl-prolyl cis-trans isomerase activity. Bases 1 to 1140 code for a protein of 379 amino acids. The record is from RefSeq and is a predicted model, not a curated record.